CCUGUAACGAAGACUCCUUCACAAAACAAUGGCUUCUCUACGCCGGCCUCUACUCUCCCUGAGCCGUCUCCGACAGAGACCAUGCAUCCAGCAGUCAAUAAGAUCCUACAGCUUCCACCCAUCCCCAGAUCCAGCCGAUAUUCCUCGACCAAAAGCAACACUACAUACACUCCGCCAACUUUACAAAAGGAAAAUCCCAAUCGCCACGAUUACAGCACAUGACUUUCCAUCCGCACUUGCUGCAGAUCAAGCUGGCACGGAUCUGAUCCUUGUUGGUGACUCAUUGGCAAUGGUCGCGUUGGGGUACACCUCGACAAAUCAGGUCACCAUGGAGGAUAUGAUUCAUCAUUCAAGAGCUGUGGUCAGGGGUACGAAGUCGGCGUAUGUUGUUGCGGAUUUGCCGUUUGGGACGUAUGAGGCUUCGCCGGAAGAUGCUGUGCGGAAUGCUGUGCGACUGAUAAGGGAAGGAGGUGUGGAGGCUGUCAAGUUGGAGGGAGGAAAGGAGAUGGCAGUGACGAUUGAGAGGUUGACAACGGUGGGGAUUCCAGUAUUGGGACAUAUCGGGUUGCUGCCACAAAGACAAGCAGCGUUGGGUGGAUUCAGGGUACAAGGAAAGACGGCAGCGAGUGCGGCACAGCUGUUGGAGGAUGCGCUGGCACUCGAGAAGGCUGGCUGUUUUGCCUUGGUCCUGGAAGCUAUGCCAGCCGAGAUUGCUGAAAUCAUCACGAAACGCAUCACCAUCCCAACAAUCGGUAUUGGUGCUGGAUCAGCGUGUUCAGGACAGGUUCUUGUACAACUUGACAUGCUCGGCGCAUUUGAGCGGUUCGUACCAAAGUUUGUGAAGCAGUAUGAGUCAAUAGGAGUGAAGACGAGACAAGCAAUUGGGAAGUAUAUUGAGGAAGUGAAGGCUAGGAGCUUUCCUGCAAUGGAGCAUACAUACCCGAUAAAACCGGAGGAGUUGGAGAAGUUCAAGGCAAAGGUUGGGAGCGAUUAAACGGAACGGUCUGCCCGCGCAGCAUUAUUCAAUUGCAAGGGCCAAUUGGGUGAUACAGUACAAUAUAUAUGGAUGUCGGAAGUGCAGUGAGAACGUGCAAUGCUCACAACCAGCUGGAGAAAAGAGGAGGAUAUGAGAAAUGGAGAUAGUCUAAUAGCAUAUACCUGCAAAUACCAAACCUGAAAUCAUC
Saitoella complicata NRRL Y-17804 is the source of this 1184-nucleotide messenger RNA. RefSeq names its product ketopantoate hydroxymethyltransferase. The record is from RefSeq and is a predicted model, not a curated record. Lineage: Eukaryota; Fungi; Ascomycota; Saitoellomycetes; Saitoellales; Saitoellaceae. Gene Ontology annotation, biological process: pantothenate biosynthetic process. Gene Ontology annotation, molecular function: magnesium ion binding; 3-methyl-2-oxobutanoate hydroxymethyltransferase activity. Gene Ontology annotation, cellular component: mitochondrion. The coding region runs from base 29 to 994 and encodes 321 amino acids. The transcript is spliced from 2 exons.